Molecule: messenger RNA, 1341 nt
Organism: Trichosurus vulpecula (common brushtail)
Lineage: Eukaryota; Metazoa; Chordata; Mammalia; Diprotodontia; Phalangeridae
Gene: ADPRM
Product: ADP-ribose/CDP-alcohol diphosphatase, manganese dependent
Exons: 4
Coding region: 1-1146 (381 amino acids)
Molecular function (GO): manganese ion binding; 2',3'-cyclic-nucleotide 2'-phosphodiesterase activity; CDP-glycerol diphosphatase activity
Source: RefSeq, a predicted model, not a curated record
AUGGUUCCGCCGGAAAUGAGACUUGCCUGCCAGGCCGUGAAGGGAUGCGCGGGUCUCGGUGAUAGGAAGCGUUUUCAGGAAACCAGUUUAAAAGUUAUGGAUAAUAUCAACCCCAGUCCAGGAGCCAUAGACGGGAUCUCAGAAACCAGUCCAGAAGCCAUAGAUGAGAUCUCAGAACCAUGUUUCAGUUUUGGAGUUAUAUCAGAUAUUCAGUAUGCUGAUUUAGAAGAUGGCUAUAAUUUCCUAGGAACCAGAACGAGAUACUACCGACAUAGUCUUCGUCAUCUUCAAGGGGCUAUUGAAGACUGGAAUGAAGAAAGCAAUCACCUCUUUUUUGUGUUGCAACUUGGUGAUAUCAUUGAUGGAUUUAAUGCACAGUAUAAAGUGUCAGAAGAGUCACUAAAAAAUGUCCUGAAGGAAUUUAAAAAACUCAAAGUCCCUGUUCAUCAUUCUUGGGGAAACCAUGAAUUCUACAACUUCAGCAGGGACUAUUUAAAAAACUCUAAACUUAACACAAAAGUUUUAGGAAACCAGAUUGCACGUUGUCCUGAGACCACACCUUCAGAAAACUAUUAUGCUUACCACUUUGUACCUUUCCCUAAAUUUCGGUUUGUUUUACUUGAUGCUUAUGAUCUAAGUGUCCUUGGAAUGGAUCAGUCUUCUCCAAAAUAUCAAGAUUGUAUGAAGAUGCUGAAGGAGAAGAAUCCAAAUAAGGAACUGAAUAGCCCUCAAGGACUUUCCGAACCUCAGUUUGUCCAGUAUAAUGGAGGAUUCAGUCAGGACCAAUUGGACUGGUUCAAUGCAGUUCUUACUUUCUCAGACACAAACCAAGAAAAGGUAGUGGUUGUAGGUCAUGUUCCUAUUCACCCACACUCCACUGAGGAUUCAUGCCUUGCCUGGAAUUACAGUGAUGCUCUCUCAGUCAUUUGGUCUCAUAAAUGUGUAGUGUGUUUCCUUGCUGGUCACAACCAUGAUGGUGGGUACUGCAUAGAUACUCAUGGUGUGCACCAUAUCACGCUGGAAGGAGUUAUCGAAACACCACCAGAGAGCCAGGCUUUUGGUACGGUGCAUGUUUAUCCUGAUAAAAUGGUGUUGAAAGGGAGGGGCAGAGUUCCAGAUAGGAUCAUGUAUUACGAGAAAGACUGAAAAAGGAAAUUCUGUUCCUAAAUGGCUUUUCUUUUUUUUGGUUAAUUUUGAGAAAUAAUAGAAAUUGCUUUGUUUUUGUUAAUAAAUAACUAGGUCCCCAUUUGGCAUGUUUAAUUUCACGUUAAUAUGUUCAUUAUAUAUUUCAGAAGUUCUCUUUUGUUUUGUGGUUAGAACAGUAACCAUUAUCUUCCUAUU